Molecule: messenger RNA, 3256 nt
Organism: Dreissena polymorpha
Lineage: Eukaryota; Metazoa; Mollusca; Bivalvia; Myida; Dreissenidae
Product: low-density lipoprotein receptor-related protein 1-like
Exons: 14
Coding region: 136-2319 (727 amino acids)
Source: RefSeq, a predicted model, not a curated record
GCGCAUUUGAAUGGUGGAUGUGAACAAAUAUGUGUGACACAUCAUACAGACAGCGACACGUUCACAAAGAGGUGCGAAUGUACCCAUGGCUACACUUUAGCUGCGGACCAAUCAUCAUGCACUUCCGAUAUAGCAAUGAAAGACAACUUCCUUCUCGUCAGUGACAGAACGUUAUUUGAAAUUCAGCAGAUCGAACUGAAUACUCAGAAGAUUCACACCUUACCGCGCGAAGAUUCCUUUGAUCCACGCGGCAUCUUCUUUGAUGCGAAAACCUCGAAGGUGUAUUGGUCGGAAGACGAUAAUUCGAUUGUAUUCGAGUCAAACUUGAACGGAACUGAACAGCGAGCCUUUGCAGACAUCGGAUUUGGCACACCAGCGCGGUUCGCAAGGGACGAGACGACGGGAAUUAUGUACUACACGGCUAGCGACUGGGCCCAUAUCGGUAUGAUAACAAAGAGUGGCGAGGUGUUCGAGCUCGACGAGGCCUUCUUUUUCGAAGCUAUGGAAUCCAUCGCGGUUCAUCCUCAGAAAGGGUGGAUGUAUUUCACCGUGGACGAUUCUCGCUUCUUUGGAGACUCAUAUGUAGCCAGAGCGGAUAUGGACGGCAAAAAUAAGCGGGAGCUGAUAACGAAAGCAAACGGAAGCUACGUAAUUGCACCGGACGGUCUUUGCAUUGACUAUAUCCACCAAAGAUUCUUCUGGAGUGACCGGCAGUCCAACAUCAUACAGGAGUGCAAUCUGGAGGCCACCAAGUGCACCACGAUCGUCAACAAGACCGGCGAACACGCCGAGAUUCGCGACCUAGCGACCGACGGCACCCUUCUGUAUUACACGGAUUCUUUACGAGAUCACGUGGUCACUAUAAAUCUGGACACGCUCGCGGAGGGGACGUUGUACGGCGAGGGACUCGGGCGGCUGGAGAGCCUCUCUCUGUAUCGGAAUGACAAUCCUAACACGCAACCAGUCGCCACAAAGUGCGCUGCCCGCGGGGGUCUAGGGGACUGCAGCGACAUCUGUGUACCUGUGUCCAGGGACGCAGGGCGCGUGUGCAUGUGUGAACGGGGUGUCAACUUGAAGGGCGACGGACGCACGUGUGCUAACGCAUUCCAGUGCGCAGAGUUCAUAAAGCAGGAAAACGGGGUCACGGUGACUUUUGAGUACGACAAGUGCUUGCGUCACCUUGGAGAAACGUGCAAGAUCGUCUGCCCGGUGAACUUCGAGCCUGUGAACGCCAACCUUGAGCAUCAGACGUGCGGUCGCGAUGGCUGGUCAGGGGAAACGGAAAUACUCUGUAUAGAGAAGAAAUGUCCGGCAGUAGUUCCAAACGCGAUUCUUAACAACUGUGACCGGAAGCCGGGAAACAAAUGUCAAUACGCAUGCGUUGCUGGUUUUCAAGCAACUUACGAAACUGCCAUCUGCAUGAACAAUGGCGAAUGGAACGUAGAUCCGAAAUAUUUUUGUCAAAGGCGCACGUGUUCGUCGACCAUAGACUUUGGUACGAUUGACUCGAAUUGUAACAGAAGUUCCGGCAGCGAAUGCGCGUUCCAAUGCGCGUCCCCAUACCAACCGGUUGAUAAGUUGCGCGGAAGGUUAAAAUGUGGAUCCGACGGAAAAUGGGAAUUUCUUCCGGCCUGCGAACUUGCAAGGUGUCCGUUAAGUUUCGUGGCCGGGGACGCAGUUUUGGACACUUCCUGUACCUCUACGACGGUAGGGGGCGCUUGUCCAUUCACCUGUCCGUCUGGUCAGAGGCAUCUGGUUGACAAAGUCGUCUGCCGCAGUGACCAGAAUUGGUACCCGGAAAACCCGUGCGAAGAAAUGACGGCGUCGGUUGCGUCGGCAAGUACCGGAAGUGGCGGCGGCAUAUCAAAGGUCGGCGCUGGCGUCGGCUUUGCCGUUCUGGCGGUCAUCGUGGUUGCACUGAUAGUGCUGCUUGUGGUCUUUCUUGUCAUUCGAAGACGUCGCGGCGAUUCUCCGUACACGACUGCCUCGUACCACAACGGUCGAGGAAAGGAUGGUGUUGCCAUAGAGAACCCCGGGUACAUGCAGACCCUCGGGGAAACUCCGACCACCGGGCGAAGAACCGCGGAAAAUCCUUACUCGUCCGUGGAUGUUGCGCAGAUGCAGCCAGUUACGUUCGAUCCGCUUCCAAGCAAUCCGGGAAAUCUCGGAGCAGACGACGACGGUUUCUUCAACCCGCUCUACCGGAACCAGGCAAGCCUCGCCGAGGUCGCGCACGUGGACAUAACGCACGAGGUCACGGCAGACGACAAGAAACUAACGAACGAUUCUUGGCUGAAAGAACAGUCCCGGAAAAAGUAGAUCAAAAAAACGUUAUAUUUAGAAUUGAGUGUGAAACUGUCGUAUUCGCUUCAUAUUUUUCUAUCGAAUGCAAUAGAUUUGCGCUCACUUCAUAAAGCGGACAACGACUAAUAACGUAGUCGAAGUUCGUUAUUUCGAAGUCGCCGGAACAAAAAAAGGCUUGGAAAUAACGUGUAUUCAAGUUAAACAUUGCAUAUAUUGGCAUUGAAGUCAUAGAAUGAAUGCGGUUGUUGAAUGCAAGGCUUGAUGCAUUGAAGUCAUAGAAUGAAUGCGGUUGUUGUAUGCAAGGCUUGAUGCCGAAACAUUAAGUUUAAAUAUGUUAUUGAUUGAAUCAUAAACACAGAACAUAAAUACAUUACUGAUAAAAAUGUUUCUGUGAUUAAAUCCGUACGGCGACAUAAGAAAUAUUUUAUUUAACAGUCUCUGUUACGUUCGCACGCCAUAGUUCUAAACUGCGCAAGUAAUAGAGAUUGCUGAAUGAAAUAUUUCCUAUGUCCCCUUUAAUAUGCCGCCGUAGAUGUGUUUAUUGGAAUUUAUGUUUACAUAAUUCCGGAUGUGUAUGAUAUUAAGUGAUUAUAUAUUUUAUUAUAUGAUGUUUUUCUUUUGGUGAGGAUAACAUAUCAAGUCCUUACAAUACCCCAAUACUAGUAUACAUGGGCAUUAUUGAAUAAAAGUCUCGAUAUCAAACAUCAAUAUAGAUCAAAGUUUGAGAUUUUAGAAGAAAUUUGUGCUUAAAAGCUUAGUCAUGAGACUUAAUCAACGAGACAAAUAAAUCAGUCGACAAACACACGAGUUGUAUCGUUACCUUGUUUGUUUGUAAAGAACGUGUCCUAUUUGCCAGACUAUGAGUCUGUUGGUUCACAGAUGAGUCGCGUCAUGCGAAAAUGGGUCUUCUGCCGUUUGCGCGUUCGAGCAGUCCGGUAAGCAACUACUAUGU